AUGUCGAACCAGCUUGUGGGCAUGGUGUUUGACCGAGUCAUCCAGGAGGUAUGCGACUCUUCACAGAUCGACUUUGAGGAGAGCGGCGUCGACCAGCAUGCGCUUGAGGAACUGAGGAAGGGCUGGCAGUCGAAGCUGUCGUCUCUCGGGGUUGCUCAUUUCCCCUGGGAUCCGGCACCACAGCCGCCUGCAUCGCAGCCACAAGCGACACAGCAGGCAGCUCCCCUCCCUCCACCAUCUGCCACCAUUCCCUCAAAUGAUUCUCGACUAAACUCCCAGCCCCAACACCAUCCGCAGCAGCAGCAGCAGCAGCAGACUCACCAACCCCAGCAUGCUGGCCUCCAGUCCCCUAACGACCAUUCAUCCGGAGAUGUCUUUAUCAAAUCCGAGACAGGCUUCUCCCCUUCACCUCCAGGGCCCCCGGCCGGUACCAGUCUAGCCCAGCAGCGAGCCGCCAAUGCGUUGCAUCAGAAGUUUGGCAACGCCGCAGCUAACCAGGUCCAGCAUCUACAAUCACACUCCCAGACGGCUCUAUCCCUUCCUGGAGGACAACCACGAUACAACUCGCAACCAAUGGGCAAUACAAAGCCUCAGGACUUUAGACCACCACAGCACCAGACCCAGGGCCAGGGCCAGGUACAGGGUCAGGCCCAGAAUCAAGCCACAAGACUACCUCAAACAGGGAUCCAGAACGCCCAGACUGAUGGAGCAGGCGAUGACCUGUCAGAUUGGAAGGCCGAAGUCCAGCGACGGAGAGAAGCAGCGGCCAAGAACGGGGCGGAAAAUGACCGUCGUCUUCGGGAGUUUGUCGAGUCUCGAAACCUCCAGCUCGAAGGCGGCGGUCUCCUGGCCCCUCUACAUGAGCGCUAUCCAAAUGCGAAUGGAACUAAGCGCAAGAAAGUUGAAUUUAACGAUCUAGCCACCCUAUCUAGCCAGGUAGAAGGAUCCUCUUCUGUUCCCUCGUCUAGUGCUCCGCCAACACACCCUCAGUUUGACGGGCCAGACGACUUUGGAGUCAAAAAGGACGAGGAUGAAGACGCCAUCAACUCUGACCUGGAUGACCCUGACGACCUGCUCGAUGACGAACAGGGUGAAGAUGAUGCAGUGGGACAGGUCAUGCUUUGCACAUACGAUAAGGUCCAACGGGUCAAAAGUAAAUGGAAGUGUGUCCUGAAAGAUGGCAUAUUAACUUCCGACGGCAGAGAAUAUGUAUUCCACAAAGGGACAGGCGAGUUCGAAUGGUACUAG
This is a messenger RNA of Microsporum canis CBS 113480, 1248 nucleotides long. RefSeq names its product transcription initiation factor TFIIA large subunit. The record is from RefSeq and is a predicted model, not a curated record. Gene Ontology annotation, cellular component: transcription factor TFIIA complex. Gene Ontology annotation, biological process: transcription by RNA polymerase II; transcription initiation at RNA polymerase II promoter. Lineage: Eukaryota; Fungi; Ascomycota; Eurotiomycetes; Onygenales; Arthrodermataceae. Bases 1 to 1248 code for a protein of 415 amino acids. The transcript is spliced from 4 exons.